AUGGUUUUGACUAGUUGUGAAGUGGUUUUGGUGAAUCGAAAUGUUAAAGACAGCUUCCGUGUUGGGAAAGAUGGUUGUACGAAUGAUGCAAGUGUUUGUACAAGUUCAGCAACAUGUCAGUCUGAUGGCUCGUGUUUGUGCAGUGGUAGUAAACCUAACUUCAGUAAUCCUAAUAUAAUAGUUGGUGGUGGUAGGUUAGAGUAUGGUGACUCGUAUGGCUGUGUAAGCAGUGAAUAUUUACGCUUUGGAGUCGGUAAGUACUAUUUUGUUUUAUGUACUAACAGCUUACGAAUCGUACAAGUGUACGGAUUAAUGUGCAAUAUGUCAACCUGACAGCGGUCUGUGAUAUGUGAAGCGUUUAUGAACCUAAAAUCCUACUACAACAUCUACAGAUAAGAAAGCUUACAGCUGUUUAAGCAACCUCGUACCCAGGCUCUUUCCACUACGCUCCAACGAGGAGCGUAGUGGAAAGAGCCUGGGUACGAGGUUGCUGUUGAAGCGGAGAUAGUAUUAUAAUUUCAACUUUACAAUAGAUUAUUUAAACUUAUUUCAUAAUCAUCUUGUACCAUUACUCACCAGGCGCCGGUUGUAUAAAAAGUGAUUAAAGUUAACUAUAAUUAAGUGCAAAAGUCAUCCAAUAAGAAGCGCGUAUUUGAGAGUUAAUCACUAUUUAACUACAAAAUAGUGAUUAAAAAAGUGAUUAAGAGUUUUAUACAACCGGCCCCAGGUUCAAAUUUACACUGCAGAGAGCAACAAAUAAUUAUUUAUUUCGAGUGGGACUGAACUCGUAUCUUCGGGUUUCUGGACCGUCGCUCUAUACAGUAAGGUAUCGAGGAUUGGAGGAGGACCACAGCUUGUGUGCUAAUUUCCAUAUAUGAACCAUAUAUAGUGCCCUUUAAUUUUUAACAGAGAAUAGAUAGGGUAAAAAUAUUUAACUCUAAAUUAUGGUAACCUAAGAUAUUGGCUACUGCUUGCCGACCUCAACAUAAAGCAGCCAUUUUCUAAAGUUUUUUUAGUAGCAUAUUAAAAUAUUAUUCAGAUCGGAUAUUCACUACAUCGGCGCCCAAUUCGUGUUGAAGAUAAUCGGAACUUUCAAAGGAUUAAUUAGCCUUUCUCACGGCCGAUUUUUCCGCCAUUUUGGGGUACUGCCUUUCCAAGGUUUGAGAAUCUCCGCAACACGAAAUACAACAUUUUAGUAUUGUAGUUGUUUGUAUAAUGAUAAAUUUAUAGUUACAACUUUUAAAAAUCGCUUUUCAUGUUGUUUUUGAAUUAUCUAGAAUCUUUCACGAGAAUAGACAUGUACCCCCUAAAUGGUGGGUUUUGGCCUUCGCGAGAAAGGCUAAUUAACUUAAACUGCCGCACGAUUUGCUUUGGGAUUUUUGAAGCUGUUUGAUGAAAGUCUCAAGAGUUGAAAAAGUAUUCCCUACCAUAAAUAAUUAUGACGAUCUUGGUGUUUUACAUCCCAAUUCAAUAACUAAUCAACUUAAUCGACUUAAUUAAUUAAUCGACUUUAAACUUUGUUGUAAUAGAGGUCCAAACACGGCCACCCGUCAUCUGCCGUAAAUACUAGGGCUAUAUAAGACCGUCAAUGUUAGGUUUUGCUAGCUUCUCCGGAAUGCUUGAGAAAAAUGAAGACGCGCAAUUUUUUCAAAUUUAUUUUCAUUGUUCAUUCAGCUCAAAUAGUCAAUCUUAUUUCUUAUUUUAUUUUUAAAUAUAGGAUCACUUAAUCAUUGUGUAUUCGCCCCUUUUCAACUCAUACCACCCAGUCACCAAGAUCCAGCCACGAAAUUCAGUGACAUCGACAAUCCACGCGCAUUGUUCAGGAAUUGUUCGUUGAAGAAAGCCUUAGCAAAGUUUCUAAGCAACACUACAGAAACGAAGCUGCAAUGGUUGAAUAAUUCUUACGUUGACUUGACAGUCUUUAACGCAACAUUGGAAUUUAAGGUAUGGAAAUUUACCUUCAUGUUUCUUUUCCUUUAACUUUGUUUAAAAUUAGUUUGUUCUUCUUUUUCCAGUGGAAAAGAUCAGUACCAAGUCUGCGAGGCACGAUCAUUACGUUGCAUCUCGUCUGUGACCUGAGACCAUCAAAUAUAUUCGUACCAAAAUGCCUACGAGCAAAGGUUCUUGGGACAUGGCAAGCAGGUACAGUGCUUAUUAAAUAGGUAAUGUACACAUGGAAGGGAAGUAGUGAACUCUCUCGAAAAUUCGAUUCUAACAUAUGUGUAAAGUCGUGUUUGCACUGCGAGAUAUGUUGCAGUAAAUGAACUUUCGCUAUAAGGCCGGCGUUCAAAGAUACCUGCCAGUGCGCAAAUUGAACGUAUUCCCAAACUGAUUAUUUUUAAGAUUGUAACUACUUGCCAAUUGUAGAUCUCAAGUCCGCCGUUAUCUUCCUCUUUAGUUAUACGUACAUAUAUAACUACGCAUGCAAUAUAAGUACAAAACUUCAUUUGAUUUAGACGCUGUCUCUGUACCAACUUCGCCAACAGUAUUAACCUCUAGCCAACCUAAAUCUUCACAGAUAACAACAAAAGCAACUUCGUCUGUAACAGUAACAACGGCAGAAUCAAGCAUGUUUUAUAAAUAG
This is a messenger RNA of Paramuricea clavata, 2584 nucleotides long. The record is from the annotation of a GenBank genome assembly. Lineage: Eukaryota; Metazoa; Cnidaria; Anthozoa; Malacalcyonacea; Plexauridae.